GUUCUCGCAGUUCCCGGACUCUGCGCAGCCGCCUGUCUGCUACGCAGCGGCAGCGACCCGCCAAGACUUUCAGCUGUGGCCGGCCCGGCUGGGAGCUAAGCUUCCUGGACAUCCGCCGACGAACAUUCGAACACAAUUAACGGACUUUAGCGUUAAUUUCAAUGGAAGCGGGCGGUUUUGUGUCCCGGCGAACCUCCAUGGACACGCCGGGCGUUGACAGCCGGGUCACAGGCGCUGCCGCCGGUGCAGAGUUCCGAUGGUUAGGAGGCAGGCUCCUGGACGCCACGGGGGGCUUCGUCGGGUCUCUUCCACCCAGAAUGGCAGGGGAACAGGACUUUACCCCGGUGUUGCAUCGGGCAAAUGCGGAGACCUCGACCUCUAUCGAGACAGAAAUGGACUAUGAGGGACUACCUCGAGGAGCAGCAACCAGCACUCACAUGCUGGCUGGAGCCGUGGCUGGAAUCAUGGAGCACUGCCUUAUGUACCCCAUCGACUGUGUGAAGACUCGUAUGCAGAGCCUGCACCCUGAACCAGGAGCCCGCUACAGGAACGUGAUGGACGCCCUGCAGCAGAUCGUGCGGACUGAGGGCAUUUGGCGGCCGAUCAGAGGGGUGAAUGUGCUGGCGGUGGGGGCUGGACCUGCUCACGCUCUCUAUUUCGCCUGCUACGAGAAGAUCAAAUUCACACUGAGCGACGCCAUUCACCCCGGGACCAACAGCCACUUUGCUAAUGGGGUGGCAGGCUGCAUGGCCACGGUGCUGCAUGACGCCAUCAUGAACCCAGCUGAAGUUGUGAAGCAGCGAAUGCAAAUGUUCAACUCUCCCUAUCGAGGCGUGUUGGACUGUGUUGGGUCCAUGAUGAGACGCGAGGGCCUCGCUGCUUUCUACCGCAGUUACACCACCCAGCUGACCAUGAACGUGCCCUUCCAGGCGCUGCACUUCAUGACCUACGAGUACCUCCAGGAGCUGCUCAACCCCCACAGACAGUACAACCCUUCCUCUCACGUUGUGUCCGGGGCGCUCGCUGGAGCCCUGGCGGCCGCUGUCACCACACCCCUUGAUGUCUGCAAGACCCUCCUCAACACACAGGAGGCUCAGGCUAUACAUGUGGUCCAGACUGAGAUGGCAGCAACAGCUGGCGCGGUUGGAGCAGCCGCUGCCUCGCCCCCUGCCAGGCGCCACAUCUCUGGGCUGGGCAAGGCGUGUCAGACAGUUUACAGGAUGGGAGGCGUGCCGGCCUUCUUCAAGGGGGUCCAGGCCCGGGUCAUCUACCAGAUGCCCUCCACAGCCAUCAGCUGGUCCGUCUAUGAGUUCUUCAAAUAUAUCAUCACCAAGCGGCAGCAUGAGAGAAGACUGCGAGGAGAUCGUGAAGGAGACAAAUAGACGCUGGUACUGGUUCUGGGUCUCAACUAUACAACGGUUUAUCAUAUCGAUUGCUGGUAUUGACAGAAGUUUAGGUUCUUUAAACAGAAAGUCAUGUAUUAUCUUGGUCACUAAGAUCAUUUAAGUCUAAUGUGGUUUUGAGCAGGUGAUGCCAUGCACAGACAACAUGGCUGCUCUGGGUUUAUAGAUGUCCUUUAAAACCAGUCCUGACAGACUGACAGGAAGCGCAGAGUUCCUGAGCAGGAUCAGAUAAAGCUGUGUUCUAUUGCUGUCAGUACAAGUCCUUGUCCUGGCCUUCAAACUGCACUCAUAGUAAGAGUUAGCUCCAUGUAAGUUCUUAGCACUGAUGCGUUUGGUUUUGAUGCUGGACUCCAGCAGUUAAUUGAAAAAAGAAAUGAGCUCCUCCUGAGUUUCAAAAUUUUCUAUCCUAAAGGAUAUAAAACGGCUAAAAGCCUCAUUGUAACGAACCAAGGGUUGAGUGCAAAACAAAAACAGCCGUUCAAAUCCUGUAGAACCGCAGUGAAAACAGGUUCAGACCUUCCUAACUGCACAUGUUGCACUUCUAAAGCAUUAAAACACAUGACCAUGUGCCAGGAAGCAGCUUCGCCACCAUCGCCGUGAGUGAGUCUUUUAAGAUUAAAGAACAUUUGCCACUAGUUUCUGACAGUUUCAGUGCAGAACUGGAGGUUACAGGAUUUACAACAUCCAAUUAUUUACAUGCUCGUGCUGAGGUGAAGCAUCGCCCUUAAAUACUGAGUUAAACAAAAAUAAAAUAACAGUCUCACAUGUCUGUGCAGCUGUAAGACGCUGAUCCAGUCUCAUGCGCUGUCCACUGGUUGUAACUGUGAGGCUUAAGGGUUUUAUUGGAAUAACAGGAAGCUUUAAUUUGUCCUUUAACUCCAGGUGCAGGUCAUGUCGUGCUUGGAGCCUUAGGCCUGAGUGGCUCCUAGCCUGGCGCUGCUAACCCUUAAACACGGGGAUGCUGCUGCAUCCUACACUCACACUCGUUUUAUACCGGUGGUUAGUGAAGGUAACGUGUUUAUUGCAGACUCAACAAAGGACUCACCUUUUGACAAUCACUGUAAAAACGUUACUUUAAACCUCUUUACCGUUGUUAGGUCAAAAGCCACAUUCACAAGGGGGGAGAUGCUACUUCUACACAUGCCUUCAGUUAGCCGCCAUAUUUCAGACGCACAACUACUACCAAGGCAUCCUCAAACACAAAGGAAAUGUAGUGUUUUGGAGCCAUAAAGCAGGAAAACGUUGUAUAUAAUAUAUGUAAAUAGACAAAUAUAAACCUCAAGUCUCUUUGGAAUCGUACAAAAUGUAAAGGUUUUCUGCAAACAGCCCUGUUCAAGGCAGGUUUUCUAGAAUACGCACAACUUCUCGUCUGAAUGGUCACAAAAGGAAAACCUGGGUUGUCUUCAGUCCGAGGUGGAAAUGAUUGUAUACGAGUUCCUCCGGUGAGAAGCCAAAGAGAGCAAUAGGAGAACAAAGGAGGGAGCGGUUUGUCACAUGGCAACACUAAUGUGAAAAUGCUUGAACACUGAGGCGACGCCUGUAUUGUGUGAAGUGUAAAUAAAGUCGCUAAGGCAGCUCCUCGCAGAAGCAGGGUCUUCUCUUGGUGCUGGACGAGCGCUGAGAGAACA
Messenger RNA from Betta splendens (Siamese fighting fish), 3031 nucleotides. RefSeq names its product mitoferrin-2-like. Gene Ontology annotation, molecular function: ferrous iron transmembrane transporter activity. The transcript has 4 exons. Gene Ontology annotation, cellular component: mitochondrial membrane. The coding region runs from base 162 to 1382 and encodes 406 amino acids. Gene Ontology annotation, biological process: iron import into the mitochondrion. The record is from RefSeq and is a predicted model, not a curated record. NCBI's taxonomy places the organism in Eukaryota, Metazoa, Chordata, Actinopteri, Anabantiformes, Osphronemidae.